Molecule: messenger RNA, 2021 nt
Organism: Brassica oleracea var. oleracea
Lineage: Eukaryota; Viridiplantae; Streptophyta; Magnoliopsida; Brassicales; Brassicaceae
Product: cytochrome P450 76C2-like
Exons: 4
Coding region: 420-1862 (480 amino acids)
Molecular function (GO): heme binding; iron ion binding; oxidoreductase activity, acting on paired donors, with incorporation or reduction of molecular oxygen
Source: RefSeq, a predicted model, not a curated record
GAGAAUAUUCAUAAAAAGUAAUUAUUGUUAUCUCAAACAUUGUUAUAAAGUAGAAUAAAGGUACAUGUUAGAGGCAAAUAAAAUUGAGAUGUGUAUUGUGAUUAGCAAAGAAGUGCAUCGCCUUAGAGAUUGAGUUGUUUAGGUCAAACUUUUUGCUCUUUUAAAACACGACCGUUUACAAUGAGCCAAGUUUUAGGUAUAUACGUAUCUCUUGUGAUUGGUCGCCAGUAGUUUGAUUUUUUCAAAAAUGACGGGUUUUGACAUAUGGUGACAAAUGUCAGAUGCCCUCACCGAAACGAUGGAUUUGGACCAUAAAUACAGAGUUUGUAGAAAUAUUUGCUUGUUGCACACUAAUAUAUAAUUAAAUGGUUAGAAGCAUGAUGUUUCAUUUCAAGAAAAAUAUCGUUUGAGAAAAAAGGAUGGAGUUCAUCUUAGGACAAGCUCUGUUCCUCCUCUUUUGCUUUAUCUUAUCAUGUUUUCUUAUCAUCUGUACAACAAGAUCAAGAAGGAAAUCUUUUGAGGCCGCAGCAACGGCUCCUGGACCUCCACGACUACCUAUCAUCGGAAACAUUCACCUUGUCGUAAUCAUAACUUCGCCAGAAGCUGCAAGAGAAGUUUUAAGAACACAUGACCAAGUCUUGUCUUGGCGCAGCUCCACUAACUCGAUACGUUCCAUCAAUCACCACGAGGUUUCCGUUGUCUGGCUCCCUCCGUCGGCUCGUUGGAGGCUGCUGAGGAAACUAUCGGUAACUCUACUGUUCUCUCCGCAGCGUAUCGAAGCCACAAAAGCCUUGAGGUUGAACAAAGUGAAGGAACUUGUGAACUUCAUGAAUGAAAGCAGCGAGAGAGAUGAACCUGUUGAUAUUUCUCGUGUAUCAUUCAUCACAGCUCUUAAUAUCAUAUCCAACAUUCUGUUUUCUGUCGAUCUCGGUAGCUACGACUUGAAGAAGUCCAAUGAGUUUCAGGACGCGGUGAUCGGUGUCAUGGAAGCUAUCGGAAAUCCAGACGCUGCUAACUACUUUCCAUUUUUGGGGUUUCUUGACAUGCAAGGUAAUAGGAAGGCUAUGAAGGUUGCCUCAGAAAAGUUGUUUAGGGUUUUCAGUGGGUUCAUCGAUGCAAAAAUAGCAAAAAGAUCAUUAAGGAAUGACCGUGAAAAUGUAUCCACCAACGAUUUCGUGGAUGCGCUUCUCGACCUCACAAAAGAAGAUGAAGUAGAGCUCAACACUAACGACUUUGUACACCUUCUCUUGGACCUGUUUGGAGCGGGCACGGACACAAACUCUAGUACCGUGGAAUGGGCAAUGUCAGAGUUACUUCGAAGCCCUAAAACAAUGGCUAAAGCUCAAGCUGAGAUCAAUCGUGUGCUUGGUCAAAAAGGGUUUGUCGAAGAGUCUGAUAUCUCUGAACUGCCGUAUCUACAAGCAGUUGUGAAGGAAGUUUUCCGGUUACAUCCAGCUGCUCCCUUACUCGUCCCACGAAAAGCAGAAUCAGAUGUGGGGGUUCUAGGGUUCAUGGUGCCUAAAGACACUCAAGUUUUGGUGAACGUGUGGGCUAUAGGACGAGAUCCAAGCGUGUGGGAAAAUCCAACCCGGUUUGAGCCAGAAAGGUUUUUAGGUAAAGAGACUGAUGUUAGAGGUAGAGAUUAUGAGCUGACACCGUUUGGAGCCGGAAGAAGAAUCUGUCCAGGAUUGCCUUUGGCUGUGAAGAUAGUGCCUCUCAUGCUUGCUUCGCUUCUCUAUUCUUUUGACUGGAAGCUUCCAAACGGCGUCACUUCGGAGGACUUGGACAUGGACGAGACCUUUGGUCUCACAUUGCAUAAGACCAAUCCGUUACAUGCCGUUCCCGUCAGGAAACGCCUUUAAUUAGCCAUUGUAGUAUAUAUUUCUUUUAUAUGAAUAAAGUUUCACGAACUGAAUAAGUUUGACCUUGUGGGGUUAAGAAAAUGAUUAACCCGGAUUCUUAGGAUGGAGUUUUUAUCUUUUAACUAAAAAAAGUUAAGAACUGUCUUUUAAAUAAGAGAU